AUGAAUAAUAAUAAUAAUAAUAAACUAUUUUAUAAUAUAAUUGAUGAUGAAUGUGGGUUCGCAAGAUUAUAUGGAUAUGUUAAUAAAGAAAAUCAAAAAACAGUAUCACCUUAUUUAAUUGAAAAAUAUGAAAAAGAAGCAGAUAAAUUUUGGAAUAAAUUCUAUAAAAAAAAUAAUAAUAAUUUCUUUAAAGAUAGACAUUGGUUAGUAAGAGAGUUUCCAGAAUUUUUAAAGAACUCUAAAGAAGAACGUAAAGAAGAGAACACCAUUAAAGUAUUUGAAAUUGGUUGUGGUGUAGGAAAUACAACAUUACCAUUACUAGAGUUAAAUGAUAAUUUAUAUUUUGAAUCAUUUGAUUUCUCUGACCAUGCUGUAAAACUAUUAAAUCAAUCAGUCGAAUCAAAUGAAAAAUAUAGGGGUCGUUGUAGUGGAUUCGUUUAUAAUGCAGUUGAUGGUAUUGAUAAGUUACCAAAAGAAACCAUAGAACAAUUUGGUACUUUCGAUUUAGUAGUAAUUAUAUUUGUAUUGUCUGCAAUGGAUCCAGCUACAAUGCCUGCAGUAGUUGACAUGUGUUAUAAGGUAUUAAAGCCUGGUGGUAUGGUAUUAAUCAGAGACUAUGCAGUGGAUGAUAUGGCUCAAUACCGUUUCGUUAGCGACAGUGGUAGUAAAAAUAAAUUGGGUGAUAAUUUUCAUGUUAGAUAUGAUGGCACUAGAGCUUAUUAUUUUAGUUUACAAGUUAUGGAAGAUUUAUAUAAAGCUGGUGGUUUUAAAACUUUUCAAAAUAUUUAUGUUGAAAAAACUGUAACAAAUAGAAAACAAAAUUAUAAAAUGGAUAGAAAAUUUAUACAAUCCAAAUUUAUUAAAUAA
This is a messenger RNA of Dictyostelium purpureum, 867 nucleotides long. RefSeq lists its product as uncharacterized. Bases 1 to 867 code for a protein of 288 amino acids. The transcript is spliced from 2 exons. NCBI's taxonomy places the organism in Eukaryota, Evosea, Eumycetozoa, Dictyosteliales, Dictyosteliaceae. The record is from RefSeq and is a predicted model, not a curated record.